Messenger RNA from Saccharomycopsis crataegensis, 1068 nucleotides. It is a transcript of the gene QCR2, whose product is annotated as ubiquinol--cytochrome-c reductase subunit 2. The record is from RefSeq and is a predicted model, not a curated record. The transcript has a single exon. The coding region runs from base 1 to 1068 and encodes 355 amino acids. Gene Ontology annotation, molecular function: metal ion binding. NCBI's taxonomy places the organism in Eukaryota, Fungi, Ascomycota, Saccharomycetes, Ascoideales, Saccharomycopsidaceae. Gene Ontology annotation, cellular component: mitochondrion.
AUGUUCAGUCGUUCCUAUUCUACUGCCGCCAAGGGCUUGAAGGUCUCCGCCAAACAGACCGAAGGUCAUUUGUCUAACUUGAUUGUCAAGAUCAACGCCGGUUCCAGAUAUGCUGAAAAAGAUGGUGUUGCCCACCUCUUAUCCAGAUUCAACUUCCAAAAUAACACCCACAAGUCUGCUUUGAGAUUCGCCAGAGAAGCUGAAUUGUUGGGUGGUGUCUACGGCUCCAAGGUCUCCAGAGAUGCCAUCACUUUGUCAGCAAACUUCCAAAAAGAAGACUUGCCAUACUUUGUCAACUCUUUGGCCGAUGUCAUCACCAGCACCCAAUUCAAGAUCCAUGAAUUGUCUGAAGUUGUAUUGCCAACCGCCAAGCAUGAAGUUGCUGUCGCUUCUGCUGACCCAGAAUACCAAGCUGUUGAAGCCUUGCACGCUUUGGCCUUCAGAAAUGGUUUGGGUAAGCCAUUGUUGUACGAUGGUGUUUCCAAGGCUACUUUAGACGAUAUCAAGGCUUAUGCUUCCAAGGCCUACACUGCUUCCAACAUUGAAAUUUACGGUUCCGGUGUUGACGAAUCCGCUUUGGUCAAGUUCAUUGGUGAAUCUUCUUUUGAAUCUUUGGCUGAAGGUUCUGCUUUGACCGAUGCCGUCAAGACCCAAGAAGGUGAAUCUAGAAUUAGAUCCGCUAACGGUAAUGCCGCCGCCAUUGGUGCUCCAAUCGCUCCAGCUGAAAUUGGUCUCUACGAAACCAUUGCUACCUUCUUGAAUGAAACCACCAACGUUAAGGCUGCUGUCCACAAGUACAGUGAUGCCGGUUUGUUCACUGUUGUUGCUGCUGACGCCUGUCCUGUCGCUGUCUCUGCCACCAUUAAGAGUGUUGUUUCCACUUUGAAAUCUGGUAUCAAUGCUUCUGAAUUCUCUGCUUUGACCAAGACCAAAUUGGCUAUCGAAUCCGAAUCUAGCCCAUACACCGCUGAGCCAACCGUUUCUUCUGUUGGUGAAUUCUCUUUGGGUAAAUUCUCCUACGUUGCCAUUGGUAAUGUUUCUGCUUUGCCAUACGCCGAUGAACUUUAA